Molecule: messenger RNA, 3437 nt
Organism: Daucus carota subsp. sativus
Lineage: Eukaryota; Viridiplantae; Streptophyta; Magnoliopsida; Apiales; Apiaceae
Product: pentatricopeptide repeat-containing protein At3g12770
Exons: 3
Coding region: 663-2438 (591 amino acids)
Biological process (GO): mitochondrial mRNA modification
Cellular component (GO): mitochondrion
Molecular function (GO): protein binding; RNA binding
Source: RefSeq, a predicted model, not a curated record
AAGAUCCCUUUGCAAUGACUUUCUUCCAUGUUAUUGACAUUUUUUUGAUAAAGCGAUUAAAGAAUCCCAUGAGAAGUUCAGAAGAACUACAGGUUAUGGUCUAACCCCCCAACUUAACCAUAAGUCCAUACCUGAAUUUCAGUUAUUCAGUUUUGGAAUGCACUACAGCACAGAUAAAUUAAAAGUUGACACACGGCACACUCAGAAGUCAGAAGAGUAUAGUGAUCUUCUUAAGAAAGGCAAAACAUUCUUCUGAUUGUAUGAAACAUUAAACCAGAUUCAAACAGAAAAUCUGCCAAAAUUGAGAACAUAAUUUGUCGAUUCUACUGUAAGUGGGAAUGUACAAAAUAUUUUUUUUGUUAUAUAACUCUAUAUUAAAAGAAACCUGAACCUGAUGAUUACUGUCCUUCAACAUAGAAAUAAACAUCUUCAUUACCUUUGGUUUAGAGAUUAGGCCAACAUUGUUAGUAUACCAAUUCUUAGCCGUUCCAGUAAAUAUACAACAUUCGGAAAAGAUAACCCUUUUUCAUUAAUUAGAAGGAUUGAAACCUCGACAUCUCUUGGAAGUAUUGUAAGAAAAAUCUCAAUUUGGCCUCCAAUAUUGAAGAGGUCUUUUACACAUUCAUCCUGUAACUUGUAAUUUGUAAGUAGUUCAAAUUUGCAUGGCUAUGAUUUUCUCAGUUCUUCCCAAACGAUUCUCUACUAUUGCACCAAUAUUUCAACCGUUACAUUUCACACAAUAUAAAUUUCUCCAUUUACAGAACAAGUUACUAAAAGAAAACAAUUCUUACAGUGACUUCGAUCUUGAGACUUACUACACUUGUCUACUUAAAAAUAUAACCCACAAGAAGCAUCUACAACAAAUUCAUGCUCGGCUACUUGUCUCUGGAAUUCAGUACAAUGGUUUCAUAAUCACUAAAUUUCUAAACGUCAGCUCUGAUCUUGGAUUAAUUCAUUAUGCCCAGGAAGUGUUUGAUGAAUUUCCUGACCCAUAUGUGUUUUUAUGGAACGCUGUUAUUCGCGGGUACUCAAUGCAGAACAUGUUUAACGAGGCCAUCAAAAUGUACUUGAGAAUGCAUGAGUUUGGUGUUCGCCCCGAUGGAUUUACCAUCCCUCACGUGCUCAAGGCUUGUGGAGGCUUACAGAGUGCUGGAAUUGGCAGGGCGGUGCAUGGACAUAUAUAUAGACUUGGGUUUGAAUGGGAUGUGUUUGUGCAGAAUGGACUUGUGUCUUUGUAUGCUAAAUGUGGUCGAAUUGAUUUUGCACGUGUCGUAUUUGAUAGGGUCGAUGAUAGGACAGUUGUUUCGUGGACGUCGAUUAUUUCUGGGUAUGCUCAGAAUGGGAAACCCUGGGAAGCCUUAGGAAUUUUUAGGGAAAUGAGGAGAGUGAGUCAGGAACUGGACUGGGUUACUUUAGUAAGUGUUUUGAGUGCUUACACCGAUGUAAAUGAUUUGCUGCAAGGAAAGGCUGUCCAUGGAUGUAUAGUAAAAAUGGGUCUUGAGUUUGAAUGUGAUUUGCGUAUAGCACUCACAACGCUAUAUGCAAAAUGUGGGGAGUUGGUUGUAGCAAAAUCAUUGUUUGAUCAAAUGGAGGUAUCUAAUGUGAUGUUGUGGAAUGCUAUGAUCUCAGGAUAUGCUAAAAAUGGCUGUGCUGAUGACGCGAUACAACUUUUCUGGGACAUGAUAAAGAGAAACAUUAGACCAGAUUCUAUCACAAUAAGGUUGGCUAUUUUAGCUUGUGCUCAUGCAGGGUCAUUGGAAGGAGCAAGGUGCAUGGAUGAGUUUAUCAUUAAUAGUGACUAUAGACAUGAUAUUUAUGUCAACACAGCUCUCAUUGACAUGUAUGCAAAAUGUGGAAGUGUAGAGCUAGCUCGCAGGGUAUUUGACAAAAUUAUAAACAAGGACGUUGUUGCAUGGAGUGCGAUGAUUGUGAGUUACGGAUUACAUGGCCAGGGUUGUCAGUCAAUUGACCUUUUUCAUGAUAUGAUUCAAGCAGGAGUGAUCCCUAAUGAUGUUACCUUCAUUGGUGUGCUCACAGCAUGUAAUCAUUCUGGUCUUGUAGAAGAGGGUUGGUACAUUUUCCACCGUAUGAAACAUUAUGGAAUUGAGCCUCGCUAUCAGCAUUAUGCUUGUGUGGUCGAUCUUCUUGGACGUGCAGGAUAUCUGGAACAGGCUUACCAUUUUAUCAGAAAAAUGCCAAUUGAACCGCAUGUCAGUGUGUGGGGAGCUCUUUUGGGUGCAUGCAAAAUUCAUCGGCAUGUGACACUUGGAGAAUAUGCUGCAGAGCAGCUUUUCUCAUUAGACCCAUAUAAUACAGGGCACUAUGUGCAGCUGUCAAAUCUUUAUGCUUCUGUUCGAUUUUGGAGUGGUGUGGCUAAGGUCAGGGUAAUGAUGAAAGAGAGAGGGCUAAGUAAAGAUCUGGGGUAUAGUUUAAUUUAAAUUAAUGGCGAGCUUUAAGCCUUUCGUAUGGCGGAUAAGUCACAUCCUAGAACAAAAGAAAUUUUCAAAAAGCUUGAGGCCUCAGAAAGAAGAUUAAGAGUGGCUGGGUAUGUCCCCGAUACAGAAUCCGUACUACAUGACUUGAGUCAUGAAGGCAAGGAGGAAUCUCUUUGCAACCAUAGCAGGAGGCUACCAAUUGCUUACGAGCUUGUAAGCACUUUUCCUGGAACCACACUUCAGAUUACCAAAACUCUGCGGGCAUGUGUGAAUUGUCAUUCAGCAACAAAGAUAAUAUCGAAGCUUGUUAACAGGGAGAUACUUGUAAGGGAUGCAGAUAGAUUCCAUCAUUUUAAGGAUGGAUUGCGUUCUUGUGGACACUACUGCUGAGCAGGAUAAAUUUAUACUUGACACUAGUCAUAUUACUCCAUUUAUCUUGCUGGAUCUUGAUAGCACCAAAAGUGCAUUUUGGUUAAAAGACUUAUCAUUCAUCAAUCAGAGCUCUGCUGAAGGUUCUGGAAUUUUUUUUACAGCAAGAUGGUUUGUAUCAGAGAAGGUUCACAAGCAUCCUGGAGACAAUGAACGUAUUCAUUUCGUAUUUCAUUGACCUCGCGGAGUUUAAUAAGACACUAUGGCCAGUUCAAUAUGGACUGCUCUGGCUUCAGUAUAAACGUCACUGCUUGCAUGAAGUGGCAAAGUUGAAAGGGUCGCUGUGUUGGAAAAAUAUUAUGUGGAAUGAGAACUGGACGUGUGAGUGGAAGCCGCCAUGACUAAAUAUAUACAUACUCUUCGUGAAGACCAGACUGCAAAUCUGCUUUGUUAUACCCGUCUAUACUCUGGCGCGUUUGUUUUAUCAUCAUAAUUAUUAUUACUGUGCUAGUCUUUGGAAAGUUUGCCAACUAGACGUGUACAUCUCCUGUUUUGCAUUAGACUUCUUUAUAAACGUACUAAAAAUUUAACAAGUCAAUCUCCAUUCUUCCUUUUUAUUCUAAACAUUACUGU